GCACGCAUUCUAAUACAGUUCAACUUCGCAUAUACAUAUACUUAUAUACUACCAAACUAUUGGUGCGUAUUAUAGCGGUACUAAUACAAGACUAUGGCUGGUAGCGAUGAUGUUGAAGCUGGGGCGAAGCGCAAGCAGGGGAGCUCUCAGGCGCAGCCAAACAGCAAACAAGCUAAAAUGGACGCCGUGAAAGAGAGCACCUUUGAGAAAGAACUCAUGGAACUGGACGCGAAAUCUAAGGCGUCUGAAGGAGUUGUCAUGCAGCAGUGGAGCCGUCCCAGUGCCAAACAGAUACGACCAGCAGCUGAGUCAUUCGUAUUCCAGCAAUUGGAUAUUGAUACAUAUGAGGGGCCUCACAUGCAUGGCAUGCCUGGUAUCCAUAGAAAUGGUGUGAUUUUCAGAUUAUUCGGGGUAAAUAGCAACGGAAAUAGUGUGUGCGCACACGUGCACGGAUUUUUACCCUAUUUCUACGUCCCGGCGCCGAAGGAUUUCAAAGCUCAGCACGUAGGUAUAUUCAUGGAGGCAAUAAACGCGAAAAUUACAAAUUUGUCACCGAAGGUACACAAUGCCGUUGUUCGAGUAGAGGUGGAGAUGAAAGAGAACAUCUUCGGGUAUCACUCUCAGACCAAGAUUCAGUUUCUGAAGCUGACUAUGAAUUUGCCGCAUCAAAUAGCUGCGGCUCGACGAGCUGUCGAACAGGGAUUCAAUGUCGGCGUAUAUGGUUUGGUUGCAUGCCAGCCUUUUGAGAGCAAUCUCGAGAUUCUUCUGCGAUUCAUGGUUGAUACUGGGAUUGUAGGAUGCAGUUGGGUGGAAUUACCGCAAGGGGCAUACAGAAUCAGAGGAAAGACAAGUAAUCCUCCCCCACAAAGUCGAUGCCAAUACGAGUUUGAUAUCGCUUACGACAAGCUUAUCGCACAUGCUGCUGAGGGAGAGUAUUCCAAGAAUGCUCCUUUCCGUAUUCUGAGUUUCGACAUUGAGUGCAAAGGUCGACCGGGUGUCUUCCCAGAAGCGGAUCAAGACCCCAUUAUACAGAUAGCUAAUAUGGUUCAGCUACAAGGAGAGGAGAGGCCGUUCGUACGCAACAUCUUUUGUUUGAAGACUUGUGAUAAUAUCGCCGGUUCUGAAGUUAAAACAUACCACAGACACAAAACCGAUCUAGACAAUGAGAGGGAGCUGCUGCAAGAGUGGGCGGAGUUUCUAAGAGCCGUCGACCCGGAUGUGAUCACGGGCUAUAAUACCACCAAUUUCGAUUUGCCGUAUCUUUUCAAGCGAGCCGAGAAGCUGAAUGUGAAGAACUUCCACUACUGGGGUCGGAUUGAGAAUACACCCUCUGUGAUGAGGGAUACACAGUUUUCAUCGAAAGCCUACGGGACUCGCGACAGUCACACUUUCAAUAUUGAAGGGAGGGUGCCCUUCGAUGUCCUUCAGCUGCUCCAGAGAGACUACAAACUCCGUUCGUAUUCUUUAAAUUCUGUUUCGGCCGAGUUCUUGGGCGAGCAAAAGGAAGAUGUGCCUCACACCAUCAUUUCUGACCUUCAAGAGGGUUCGGAUCAAACGCGCAGACGUCUUGCCGUGUAUUGCUUGAAAGAUGCAUAUCUCCCACUUCGAUUACUGAACAAACUCAUGGGGCUGAUUAAUUAUAUUGAGAUGGCUCGUGUCACCGGAGUUCCGCUGAACUAUUUACUUACAAGGGGCCAGCAGAUCAAAGUCGUGUCACAGCUGUAUCGCCGAGCUCGCGUGGUUGACUAUGUUAUACCUCACGUACCAUCAGGGCAAGCAGAUGAACAGUAUGAGGGUGCCACCGUUAUCGAACCGAACGCUGGGUACUACGACACGCCUAUCACCACACUGGAUUUCGCCUCACUAUACCCAUCUAUCAUGAUGGCGCACAAUCUGUGCUACACCACGCUUAUCAGGGGUAAUCCUGCAAGUCUUGGUCUGGGCCCGGACGACUAUAUAAAAACACCCACUGGCGAUAAUUUUGUGAAACAAUCUAAACUAAAGGGACUGUUGCCAGAUAUCCUCGAGGAUCUACUAACAGCCAGGAAGCGGGCGAAAUUGGCGCUCAAGAAGGAAACCGAUCCGUUUAAAAAAGCUGUGUUGGACGGCCGUCAGCUGGCGCUGAAGAUCAGUGCGAAUUCCGUGUACGGUUUUACAGGUGCUACGGUUGGAAAACUGCCGUGUUUACAGAUAUCCUCGAGUGUCACUGGUUUCGGACGUCAAAUGAUCGAGCAGACCAAACAGGUGGUUGAGGACAAGUACACAAUCGAGAACGGUUACGUUGCCGAUGCCAAGGUCAUUUAUGGUGAUACCGAUUCUGUGAUGAUCAAAUUCGGUACUGAGACGCUGGAGGAAGCUAUGGAUAUGGGCAAGGAAGCAGCUACGUUCGUUUCAGAAAAAUUCGUGAGUCCUAUUAAGCUUGAGUUCGAGAAAGUCUACUUCCCGUAUCUGCUGAUCUCUAAGAAACGGUAUGCUGGUCUAUAUUGGACGCGGCCCGACAAAUACGAUAAGAUGGAUUGCAAAGGUAUUGAGACUGUUCGACGUGACAAUUGCCACCUUGUCAAGAAUCUGAUCGACCGUUGUCUGAAGUUCUUGCUAGUUGAGCGAGAUCUUGAGGGUGCGAAGCAGCACGUCAAAGAUACGAUAUCUUUGUUGUUGCAGAACAAGGUGGACAUUUCACAAUUGGUGAUCUCAAAGGCGCUGGCUAAGAGUAGUGAGAACUACACUGCAAAGCAAGCGCACGUUGAACUGGCUGAUCGAAUGCGCAAACGUGAUGCUGGUUCCGCUCCUCAACUCGGCGAUCGUGUUCCCUACGUGAUCAUCAAGGCUGCGAAGAAAGCAGCGGCAUACGAGAAGGCCGAAGACCCGAUAUAUGUGCUUGAGAAUAAUAUACCCAUUGACUUCCAGCACUACGUAGAGCAUCAGCUAACAAAUCCUAUUACCAGGAUUUUCGAGCCUAUUAUGGGUGUCGGCAAAGCUCAGCAUCUCCUGAAGGGAGAUCACACGAGAAAGGUAUCCGUCCUAACACCGAUGACUGGCGGACUUAUGAAGUUCACGAAGAAAGUUGCGACCUGUGUUAGUUGCAAAUCGCGCCUCCCUCGAGACGAUCUAGCCAUUUGCGAGCACUGCAAGCCACACGAAGGCGAUAUUUUACGAAGAGAAGUGGAUAAUAUGCGAGAUUUGGAAGAGAAAUUCUCGCGGUUGUGGUCACAGUGCCAGCGAUGUCAGGGGAGUUUACACCAGGAUAUACUUUGCACGAGUAGAGAUUGUCCCAUUUUCUACAUGCGCUCGAAGGUUAAGCAGGAUCUAUCAGUGCAACAAAAGGUAAUAGAUAGGUUUGGCGACGAUUGGUGAUUUGCUUUGCCAUUUUUACAUAUGAUCGCUAUAUCAGGAUCGAUUAGAUUCCGUUCGCCCCGCUACACGGUUUAGGAACUCGUGCUUGACUUGUUGUGAAUACAGUAUCAUCUUUAAAUGUCACACGAGUGUCUCAUCUUCAAUAAAGAUGCAAAGUGCGGUACCUACCUUUGGUAGGGGUUUAAACCCUAAAACCCUAAACCCUAAAACUUUGCCGAUAGAAUUCGAGA
Messenger RNA from Sphaeroforma arctica JP610, 3584 nucleotides. RefSeq names its product DNA polymerase delta catalytic subunit. The record is from RefSeq and is a predicted model, not a curated record. Bases 94 to 3354 code for a protein of 1086 amino acids. Gene Ontology annotation, molecular function: DNA-directed DNA polymerase activity; 3'-5'-DNA exonuclease activity; nucleotide binding. The transcript is spliced from 14 exons. Gene Ontology annotation, cellular component: delta DNA polymerase complex. Gene Ontology annotation, biological process: DNA replication proofreading; base-excision repair, gap-filling; DNA-templated DNA replication. Lineage: Eukaryota; Ichthyosporea; Ichthyophonida.